AUGAGCUGCUCGGACGUGGCCAUGCAGCAGCCCGCCCCGGCGGCGUGCGGGGCGCCCCGCUAUGCGGCCGCGCCCGGCUGCGCGCAGAAGAAGUUAGCUGUGUACAACAAGAUGCAGGAGUCUCUGGAAGUGACCCUUCCCAGCAAGCAGGAGGAGGAUGAGAAAGACCAGCCUGCCGAGAUGGAGUACCUGAACUCUCGCUGUGUCCUGUUCACUUACUUCCAGGGAGACAUUGGUUCAGUGGUGGAUGAACACUUCUCGAGAGCUUUGAGCCAAGCCAGUAGCUUCAAUUCAGAGACUGCCCUUUCCAAGAGCAAGGCAGGGCUGAAUCCUCUGUGGAGAGAAAGCUCAGCAAUUUCAAGCCAAAGGAGCGGAUUCCCAACCUCGUUUUGGACCAGCUCUUACCAGCCUCCUCCUCCUCCUCCCUGCUUGAGCGGAGUGCACCCCGAUUUUCCCGUGACCGCACCAGGCACCUUCCCGGCAGCAGACGCCAGCGGCUGGCCGGGACACGGCCUCCACCAGAGCGCCGGCCCGGCCGCCCCCGCCGCCUCCGAGCCCUGGCACUACCCCUUAGCGUCUCAGGUGAGCCCCUCGUACGCACACAUGCACGAGGUGUACGUGCACCACCCCCAUGUGCACCCCCAGCACCCCGGGCAGCCCCGGGACCCCCGCUACGGCUCGCUGCUGGUGCCCUCGCUGCGUGCGGCCCGGAUCCCCGGCCCGCAGCAAGGCGGCAAGGCCGACCCCGCCGCGGGCAGCGGCGCUACCUCAGCCUGGGCCGGAGCCUUCCACGGAACGGUGGACAUCGUGCCGACUUUUGGCUUUGAUACAGGUCUACAGCAUCAGGACAAGAGCAAGGAAACUGCUUGGUUCUGAGGUGCAGAGAAAUUAAGAACAGCUAGAGCUGGAGUUGGCAGAGCAGGGUGGGUGACACAGAAGUGGUUGACUCCUUCUGCAUGGAGCAAAGGACACACAUGAAGAUGAAGAGCCAACUAUUCUGGUUUUGCUAUCGAGCCUUUUAUUUGUAAGGCCAUUUAUGGGUCCCAGAGUGUUGGAAACAAAACCAGAAACCUAACUUUUCUUUCUUUCCUCAUCUGAGCCUGCUGCAGCUGGGCAACCUAACUCCUUUCUGCUCCUUUAACAGUGUUUCGUUUUGUUCAGCUUGAUAUUUUUAUGAACAGUCUCAAUAGUCAGGAAAAAAAGACUCUCCCUUGACUACAGUGCGCCUUCUUUCAGGAAUACAGUAUUUUGUAGCUCUUUGUGCAUCUAUUUUUGUAGAAAUACAGAAAGUUUGGGUAAGGAUCGAUGGGCUAUUUUAGGAUGACAUAUUUUUUUAAAAAAAAUUGUAAAAUUGUUAAGUUCUGUUUAAAGAACUUGCUCUCAGAGAAGCACUGGCAAAAAUGUAUAAAAUGCUAUUUUUAGAUGUCUGUGAUGUAUUUGUGCAUUUUGGGUUUUUUGUUUGUUACCUCAAAUGUCUAUCUUUCCUUUCUUUUUAAAGAGCUAAACUCCUUUGUUUCCACAUUACUAGAUUCUGAUGUUUUUUGUCCUUUUGUUCUAGCUUAAGCAAGUGUAAUUCGCACCUGAAGUUUCAGCCAAAUAUUUUUUCCUGGUGUUAGGUUGUAGUAAAAGUGGUCUUGUUUUUCUUGCUUCUGAAGGUGGCUUUGUGCUGUGCUGAUUGUCAGAAGCUCGCAAACACCUUUAGCAUAGAGCAAAGCUUGAGGUUACAGCAACUGCAAACACCUUUAGCAUAGAGCAAAGCUUGAGGUUACAGCAACUGCGUUCCCAGCCCAUCCAUUCUUUCAAAAUGGACCAAACAGUCUUAAAUCAGACACGAAUAUGGGCCUCAUCUAUGAUCCACUGAAGCUGCUGAACACAGUUCCCUGUGGGUUAUGUUGCAGGCCCUCAUAAAUAUCAGUAUGAUCCUACAGGCAGGACUUUCAGCUAAGCCAUUUCAAGGUGGUAACUUACAACAUCAAAAUUCAGGGAAAAUAAAAACAAACAUCCAGGUUUAUGUAAAAAGGUGUGUCUCGUGGAAACAAAAGGUUUUCCCCCAGCCUGCUGUGUGUGCUGAGCAGCUCAAGGAAAGCACUACACUUGUCUCCAGGAUGUGUUUGCCUGGCCGGGGCUGUGCCGCGGGACCGCAGCUGCGUUCCCUGAGCAGCUGUAGGUGCUGAGCCUGCCCGCCGGGGCCUGGCUGGGGAAAGGUAGCCUGGCCACGUGGAACCACAGCCCUCUGCUUGGGAAACCCCCCUGGCCUGGGCCUUGGCUCUGACUUGUGUAAUACAGGCUUUGGUUGGAGCCAAGGUGAGCGUGGACAAAUCCUGGGUAAGGGCCGUGGGGUCACCGUGGGCUGGAGCUGGGUCAGUCUCCGUGCCCGGCCCCUGGGGACUCCAGCCAGUGUCAGCAUGAGCUUAGAUGGGACUGAGGGGAGCCCAGGAUCAGGGCUGCUGGGUCCUGGCUAUUACUUGGAGAUGUUGCCUUUCUGCUCUGUGCACCCAGGGUCCCUCUGUAAUAUUUUCCAAGGCUCUCACAAAGCAUUAUAUUUCUGUCACCACUGCUCUCAGACAUCCCUGUUUGAAAGACACACCGUCUGAGUAGAAAAAGCAAGAUAUAAACACAUGGCUGAGAUAAGAAAGAGUUCAAUUUUAAGGCACUGAGCAUUGUAAAUGUAGUUUGGUCAGGUGGAGACCACAUGGAUCUGUGUGUGAAAGGGGCGGGGGGGUGUUGGGAAGUGCAUGCCACUCCGAGGUUCCCUGCACUGCUGCUUCCCUCCAGGCUUUUUGAACUUGAUCCUGUGAGGUGUUGAGCAUUCUUCCUUGUCAAGGGAGAGGGCUUGACAUGCUGGCACUGGAGGCAUUAGGAUUAUAUCACAGUUUGGCAAGACCCUUAAGUCUCUACCUUGCUGAUUUGAAGUUUGAGACAGCGUAUGAAUGCUGAAUGGACUAUGCUUAAAUAUUGCUUUAAAGUAGUAAGGUUGUAGUCUGUGUUGGGAUGAUGAAUUAAAUGUGGUGGGGUUUUUUUCCUCAUCUUUGUAGUCCAUCAGUAUUUCUUUCUCUCAAUAAAUUACGCUCUCAUGACAGUUCUCUAUAUUAUUGCUGCUCUGGUGGAGCUAGCUCCUCAAUUUGUCAAUAAAUUCAUAAUGCAGUAAUAAAACUGUAUGGGAGGGAAUGGAGUACCAGUUGCCACAGUUCACUUUCUUACCAGGACAGUACAGUUCAAGAAAUAUCUCAAGAAAAAGAAUUCUGACUUAGGAAUAUUGACAGUAUUAGAAAAUACUGUGAGGAAAAAAAAAAAUCUAAGUGUUUGUUUUUUAUUUUUUUGUUGUUGUUUAUUUGUGGGGUUUAUUUUGUUUGGUUUUUUUUCCCUGGACAUGGCAAAGGUAGAAAUGAAAGAGACAGUGUCUCCUCUUUGAACUUCAGGGAUGGAGAGUUUGGGUGGCAGGGGUAGCAAAAGAAUUUUGGGCAGCAUUUCUUUUUGAGGUGUGUUUGACUUCCUGAAAUAGUUUAAAGGCUAGCAAGAGCAGUCUGCUCACUGCCUUCCCCUUCACAAGCUCAUACUAUGAGGGAACCUCCUCUGGUUCCCUAUAGAUGUCAAAGGAAAAGCAGGACAGGAACGAAACAGGCCCACAGUUUGCACUGGAAUUUCUUUCUGGAUUGUAUCACUGAGUUGUUGGUUAGUGGGGAUGAAGAAGUGGGGAAGCUGUUGGCUCUUCCACGUCCAGGACUACUGUUCUGCACCCAGUUUCCGCUGCUGAACCUGGGACUGAGCUGGCAGAACCUCUGCAAACUCUGGGUGACAAGUGCCAAUAAAAACCUGCUGUUCUCUGUAGCCAUUGAUGCUCAAGUCCCUCAACUUUGAAAGCGAAAUAAAUUCUUCUUCCCCCCUCAGUCACUAAUUAUCCCUUGUGCUAACGAGUGAGAAAGGAAAAGCCUAAGUGCAUAGCAGUAGCCCUACUUCUGUGUUCUACAACUUGAGGGAUGGAAAAGGGGAAAAAACAACCCCACCCUUCCCUGUGACAAACUUUUAAGUUAAAUUCAGCAGAUUUCCUUCUCUCCCCCUUUCCCAUACACGCACACUUACACACACGCACAGAAGUGCUUAUGAGAAGCAGAUGCUGCCACGGUUUUGCUCUUGGAAGAGGAGGGGAGCCUGCAGUGGUGGGGAAUCGAUGGCAGCGAGAAGGAGCAGAAAGGUUGAGACUGCUUGUGUUUCUGCAGAUAGGGGAAAAAAAAGGCCCUUGAAAUCAGGUCACAGAUAAGUUGUGUGUCUUAAUGCGUUAUUGAAGUAGUUGUUUCAUUCUUUUUAUGUGUGGUGUGUUCUGAUGCUGUCCCAAGAAAGUGGAUGAUUCAUUUUGAGAGGGCUUAUAAAACAUGUUGUACUCGGUCACUGUUUCUGGGAGAACAUAGGGAAAUGAUUGUUUUAUUUCAAGAAACUCAAAAUACUGACCUCCUUAAAGUUGUCCAGGAUUUUAUUUUAUUCUUGUUACUGUUGAGAAAUCUUCAAUCAAUUUUUAUGUCUUCAUUUGAAGACUGGAAGAGUUCAAGUUGUCUACCAGUUUUUGAGAGGCAGAUGCCAGUUUUUUCCAAUGGCCCAUUUCCAUCCCAACAAGAAGAUGGAAUAGUGCAGCCGCUGACUGCCCUGGAGAUUGGAUUUCCGGAAUUUCUGGAGUGAUGAAUAAUUGGCAGUAGUAAAAUGGACUCUGUUCUGAUUCCUUCCCUCACCAAACACACAAGUUCAGGUGGUCCUCAGUGAAUGGCAUUUUGUCUCAAUCACCCACACUUCCAUCAAAAGACUUCUGAGAACAGAUCUGUCAUCACAGCGUUCAGAGAGGGAGGGGAAUGUCACAUUUCCCCAACCUGCCCUUAGGAUUUCCUUGCCUCACCCAGCCUUUCUGCUUCCAGGCUGUUACACAUGUCUUGCUGUCCCACUCCCACAGUUCUUCAAUGUGUAUGGAUAUAUUUCUCUACAAAUGUAUUUAUACACAUUCACAUGUAGCUGUGCCUGGUUCCCUCUGUUCCACUCUCGUGCCUCAAAUGCAUGUCCUUUGGAAAUGAAGUGAAUGACUUCAUCAAAUCUCAUCUGAUAUGGAAAAUGUAGGCAUUUUAUUGCAUUCUCUGUUAACUCAGGAGUGGCUUUUUUUUUCCUACUUGUUAAAAGAAAUGAACACAACAAAAACACAUGAAAAAACCCCUUUCAAAUCACCUGAUUUGUAUCUGUAAAGAUGAUCAUGAAAUCAGCGGUUAUGUAGAGAGGUGCAAUAUAUUGCCUUUCAGCAGACAAGCCUAUAAUAUGGUUAAUUAAUUUCAGGUACAAGCUUUUGCUCCAUAUCAAUGGGCCAGCAACACAUAUAUUUCCUUAUAAACAACUUAGAAAUAUAUAUAUUUUUCAAGUGGAAUUCUUGGUUUUUGUAUGUCAGCCUUUGAGCUUCUAAAGGGUAUUUGGAUGAUAAGUAUUGUUUGUGUGUGGGUUUUUAAAGAAAGAUGAUGCAUGUUGUUUGGAACUAAAAUCUCAUGUAAAGCGGGAAAGUAUUUAAAAAUAAAUACUGCUUUUACAUAUUAGCCCUAUGGGCACAAUCUGAGAGUUGUGGUGCAGGAAGAUGCCCCUGUAAAAAGUAAGGUUCAAAAUGCAGGAGAGGCAGGAGUGGCCCUGGAAAGGUUGAGCUGGUGGGACUGAGAGCAGAGAUGAUCCUCUCCAGAACUGUAUGUACAUGGUUGGGCAGCCACUGCUCAACACACUGAAUUUAGGCUGUGUUAGCAGGUUUAUAUUUAUGGGGUGAACUGGUUGCUAUGGGGAGCUGUAGAUGUCCUUGGAAAGCCGUGUUUUAGCUGCCCUUGGUCUGCUCAGUGCCCCUGACCCUCUCCCAGUUCUUGCUCUGCAGUCUCCAUGCCACCACAGUGGGACCCCUGGAAGCUGGGCUGGAGUUCCCUGGGAAAAUGCACCACUUUUAUGUUUUCAGCUCCCAAUAAAGAAAGUUUAGGGAUGGGGAGGGGGUCAUUAAAAACACUCCAGUUAUUUCAUGCACCUGCUCAAAGGCUCGAGCCUCCAACAUAAGUCAGCUUUGUGGCCUUGGAAACCUUCAGUGGCAUUGGGAUGGUUGGGACCAACCUUGAAUUGCAGUCCAGUGGGGGCUGGUCCAGCCUUGAUCCUGGUGAGCUGAGGCUCAGGUAUUUGGUACCUAUAGACAACCAGUGUUUAUAGGAGUUUGAGGUUUACAGUAAUGGAGUGAAAUAUCUGCAGAACUGUGCUGCACUUUCCCUGCUCGCUCUUUGUAGCUGUUGCUUAAAACCAUCAGUCAAAUCAGGGUCUCUCUCUUCCCCCCACCUGUUUUCCCACCUUGCUUCCCUCAAAACUCCAUUGAAAUGUUUGCCCCUCUGAUCAAAACUGAUGGGGGUUUGGGGGUGGGGGCUUUGUAUAAAGAAAAGUGUCACUGUUUAUUACUGAAUAAAUAAUUUAAUGUGAA
Molecule: messenger RNA, 6460 nt
Organism: Pseudopodoces humilis (Tibetan ground-tit)
Lineage: Eukaryota; Metazoa; Chordata; Aves; Passeriformes; Paridae
Gene: VGLL3
Product: vestigial like family member 3
Biological process (GO): regulation of DNA-templated transcription
Cellular component (GO): nucleus
Source: RefSeq, a predicted model, not a curated record